UCCGAACCAACAAGACUGAUUGUUGUAUCUCCUAGUUGAUCCACGUUUUUAAUUUUUGUUUUUUCAGUCAUUAUUCGUCUUUUUAACCAUUUUAAUCAUCGAUAUUUGUGCUCUGUUCUUCUUCGUCAUUAAUCUUAAAUCAGUGUCUCAUCCCAUCCCGCUUUUUAUCUGAUCAAUCUUCCGUCGCUUCACACGGUUGAAAACUAUGGUGAUAAAUUGCAGCGUGCUGCCCCCGUCAUGUCCGCCGACAUGUCCGCUCCAUCCGUGAGGAAGAAGAAGUCGUUUGCGCGGAGCUCCAAACCGAGCGUCAGGAUGUGUAUUCGGGAACAGAGGGAUAUCCUAACGAUGUCGUCUCCGGAGAUGUGCUGGCCGGUGCCGAUGCGAGCAAUCGGGGCUCAGAACCUCCUCACCAUGCCAGGAGGAGUUUCCACAUCAGGAUACCUUCACAAGAAGGGAGGCAGCCAGUUCAGCCUCAUGAAAUGGCCACUGCGGUACAUCAUCAUCCACAAGGGCUGUGUGUACUACUUUAAGAGCAGCACCUCUCCUGCACCCCAGGGGGCGUUCUCUCUCAACGGUUACAACAGAGUGAUGAGAGCAGCAGAGGAGACAACAUCCAGUAAUGUGUUUCCUUUUAAGAUCGUCCACUUCAGUAAAAAGCACAGGACGUGGUUUUUCUCUGCAGCCAGCGAGGACGAGAGGAGGAAAUGGAUGCGAUACCUGCGGAGGGAGAUAGAUCACUAUAACGACAGAAAAGAGUCCCACAUUCCAAGUGACUCGGAUUCAGAUGCCGACAGUUUCUAUGGGACGAUUGAGAGGCCCAUGGAAAUUAAACACCCCAUCGAUAAUGCAGAAGAUGAUUACGGUGAGGAUGAUGAUGACGACGAUGAGGAGGACUAUCUGAAGCCAGACAAUAACUGCUCAUCGACAUCUACAGGUCGACCCACAGGGCCACCUCCCUCUUACCCACCUCCCCCAGUCCCGGCAGCAAUCCAGCUCCGUCCAGACUCAAGUCCAGUUUUCCAUAAAGGCCCGCCUCCUCCCGUCCCGCCGCAACACCGAAUCCCAUCCAGCCCGCUUCCCAAAAAACCCCCACCCUCUGUUCCCCCACCAUCCAUACUGAAAGACCCAAACAAAGGCCCGGCUCCCCCUCUGCCCUUCGCACCCCACCUGCACAAAUCUUCCACCCCUCCACCUCCUCCUCCCCCCAACGCAAAAAGGACUUUUCAGAGCAGGGUGGCAUCCGUGGGGGGGGCCGGGAGCGACAGAAGAGACUGGAGGCCUCUGCCAGCUGUGUCGGUCCAAUCGCCCGCCACCCUGCCAAUCUGCGACCAAUUAGAAAGCAGGAUGGUCCUAAAUGGUCCCACUCACCAACCCUUAAAUGCUGCAGGGAGCAAAUCACUUGGCAACAGCCACCACAUGGUGAUAAGUAUCCCCCGCAGCAAGCCGGGUCUACCUUCCCAUGCAAAUAUUGCAGGGUCCAAUCUCAGACCUACGACAGCAGACUCCCUGUCGCCCAACCACAAGCCCCCCAGUCACCCACCACUCUCUCCUCUACUGGGAUUACAUAACAAGCCAGGGCUCUCCAAACCUCCUCCGCCAACAGUCAAACCCCCGCUGCCUGCAGCCAAGUACAAGCAGCCAGGAACCCCAAUUCAAAGAGCAUCUCCAGACGGCCAGAGCUUUCGAUCAUUGGGAGAGGAGACGCCCACAAAUUCCAGGAUGACACGAGACAAACACAGUGGAGGAAACGAGUCUGAUGACGACUACGAAAAUGUGCAGCUGCCAGAGUCUGUGUUCAUUGAUACGACUGAAACCAGCUUCGUAGAAAAGUUGUUUAAAGAGAGCCCCGACCCUCCACAGGAUGGACUGUACUGCAUCAGAAACUCAGGAACCAAAACAUCGAAGGUGCUGGUGGUGUGGGAUGUCAGUAUAGGCAAAGCUAGAAACUACCGACUUUUUGAAGAGGACCGCCGCGUUUUUCUGGACAAUGAAAUCACCUUCCCUUCUCUGCCUGCUGUGAUCGAACACUACUAUAGCCAUCCUCUUCCUCACCAUGGCUCGCUCUGCCUGCAGAAGCCCUACACAAAGACACUGAGCAGCUGACAGUCAACUCACAAAACACAACUGAAAUCAAAGAACGAACAGUCGCUGCAAGUAAGGUCCACUUUUAUUGACAGUGCAUGGGGAUAAACUCACCCACGUGGAUGAAAUAACUGUGAGAGGAGAUCGUUUCUCGCAAUGUUCAGUGGAAAACAGAUCAUUUUUCACCCGUUUUGCACCAGAAUGCACCAAAAAGCUUCAUAUAAAGAGCAAGUACAGCAACUUUUUGACUGUGAGGACACCAGGUAUUAUUAGGACAAAAAAACAUAAGCAAUCAACAGUUAAUGUAACAUUAUUUAACUCACUUAAAGUCAAACUACACUUUUAUUUAACACAUCAAGGCAAACCUGGAUCAACAUCAUGGUUCUUGUGCUGCGUUUAGUAGCUGUUCACAAGUCUUUAGACCUUUGAACACUGACAAAAUCGGUUCAAUUUCUUUCUAAAACAUUGAGAUAAAAGCAAUACGAAACUUCUCAAGAAAUGUGUCACAAAUUGCAAGAAAUUAGUAGAUUUUGGAAAUAUAUUAAAGCU
Molecule: messenger RNA, 2631 nt
Organism: Plectropomus leopardus (leopard coralgrouper)
Lineage: Eukaryota; Metazoa; Chordata; Actinopteri; Perciformes; Serranidae
Gene: sh3bp2
Product: SH3-domain binding protein 2
Biological process (GO): signal transduction
Molecular function (GO): SH3 domain binding
Source: RefSeq, a predicted model, not a curated record